This is a messenger RNA of Wyeomyia smithii (pitcher-plant mosquito), 1119 nucleotides long. RefSeq lists its product as uncharacterized. The record is from RefSeq and is a predicted model, not a curated record. The coding region runs from base 1 to 1119 and encodes 372 amino acids. The transcript is spliced from 2 exons. NCBI's taxonomy places the organism in Eukaryota, Metazoa, Arthropoda, Insecta, Diptera, Culicidae.
AUGGAAAAGUUAAUCCGCGAACGAAAAUCUAUCGAGCCACGUAUCAAACGUGUGGCUGAAGCAGUGAAAAAACUAGAGACAGAAGCGGCUGAAGAAACCGAAGUGCAAACGGUACUCGAAGUGCUCGGUGAUAUUUGGGUUGCAUUUUGUACAGUGCACAAAAGAGUGUUGGACGCAUGUGACGAUGAAGAUAAAUAUGCAGACGCUGUGCAAAAUCAGUGCAAUUUUGAACGCACUCACAUUGGACUGAAAAAUCGCCUUGCGAAAGUGCUAAAAGCGGUGCAGAAUCGCGAUCGCAGUCAAGAAGAGCGAUCUCCGCCGCAAAGUGAAAUAAUUAACCAACUUGCCCAGCAGCAAGCAGAGUUACUCCGUAUGAUGGCGGGUAGAACGGCUGCUGGCGCUAGUGCACCCACUGCUGCUGCUGAUAAUGCCCACGAUCCCAUACCGCUGUCCGAUCUCAAGCUGCCCCGCAUGAACCUUCCUCCCUUCGCUGGAAACUAUCUCGAGUUGCAGUCUUUUAUCGAUUUAUUCAAGAGCAUGGUUGACUCGAACCCAUCGAUCAAGGAUAGCUGCAACGCUUAUCUCCCAUCUAAAAUUGUAUAUGCAAAUUACGCUCCGGCUCUGGCAAAGCUUAAAGCUCGCUACGAUAAACCGCUCGAGAUAGCUCACAAGCACAUUGAACGCUUUCUCAACCAACAAGCCAUGACGUCACCGUCUGCUCAAGGGUUACGUUCAUUGCAUGACGUCUCCGACGAGGUUGUUCGUGCUCUUCAAGCCAUGCAAAGAGAGGAUCGUGAUACUUGGCUGCUGUUCAUCCUCAUCGGAAAACUGGAUUCCGAAACCAAGCAGCUUUGGUAUCAAAAGGUUGCUGAUAUGGAGGAAGCUGGCAUCACUCUGAAAGCUUUUCUCGCAUUCAUCGACUCUCGCAGUUUCGCUCUGCAAGCUGCUCAGCCUACUAGACAACGAACUAUUGCUGCUAGUAAGCUUCCAAUAAAGCCGCAGUAUAAGAGAGCAACCGCACUCGUCGCCACCAAUACAACAUCAAAUUGCGACGUUUGUGCCAAAUCCUCUCAUCCUCUCUACCAGUGCGGUAAGUUCAUACACAUGAGCUCAGAGUAA